UAAGGGGUGAUGGAAUUUUACUACCGAGUUAUUUAAAGUGUAUGCAAAGGCAACCUAUUGUGUAUUGCUUUAUCAACCUUUAUAAGUUGAUAUUGUGUCACACAAAUCGUGUGACACAAUGUGAUAAAGUGGUUAUCUUGACGUCAAACCCAAGUCAAUCCGCAGUAGCUAUCAACUCCUGUGUAAACCCACUGAAAAAGCUACGUGAAAUUUCUUUAUUCCCAUAUAAGUAUGGGGAAUUUACUGCCUACCGCCAAACAAUCGGUACUAGAACCUAUAGAUUCUAGUAAAAAAAUAGUUGAUAUAAUCGCUGCUGAACUUCAAAAGGAUCCCAUUGUUUUGGCUAAUUGGGGAAAAUUAGCACACUCGCUCGAAUUAUCUUCUUCCGCCAUUGAAAACUUAAGGCAGGAAUAUAGUCAAACCAAUAAUUCAGGGCGUUUGAUCAGACGUAUGGUUGAGGAGUGGCAUUCUUUAAAUCAGAAUCCGUCAGUCGAAAAUUUUUGUUGUGUUUUGAAAAACGAAAAUUUCAAAUAUGUCGCUGAAAAGAUUGAAGUACGUAAAAAUCCGAUAGAUGGCGAACGCAUUCAGCACUCACUUGGGGAAGCAAUUCGAUUUCAUGGAAGAAAAAAUGAACUACAAGAAAUUAGGAAAUUCUACUCUUCUAAUCGCUCCCCUGUUUACAUCCAUGGUCCACCAGGCUUUGGUAAAACGGAACUGGCAUUUUGCUUUUGUCGAAACAUUUUAGAAUCCCGCGAUACCAUGGAUAGGAACGCUAACAUUAUUGUGCUGCAGGGAGAAUCUGAAGAGAAAUUAUUUUCAAGCAUUACAAAAUUGUGGAAAGAAGUAAGGAAAGAAAAAGUCCCUGCUCCGUCUUUUCACAUAGAUCAAAUAAAUUGCUUAUCAAAUCUUAGUGGUAAGACUAUUGUUGUAGUAGACAAUGUAGAUGACCAGUAUGUCGGCUAUACUGAGGUAAUUUCCAGAUUAAAAAAAGAGGGAUGCUUUGUUCUAGUGACAACUAGAAACAUCAAUUGUGUCGAUUCCGGAUCAGACGCUAGUUAUCCGAGCAUAGAUUUGGAAGAAUUUAGCAGAGAAACUGCAAUUGAAUUUGUAAAUUAUCGCUUAAGCGGAGAAAAUCAGAAAGAUGUUGUGAAGCUAUGUGUCGAGCUGGGUGACUGGCCGCUGGCUUUAGUUAAAGCCGUUGCAUUUAUUAGACAUCAAAAAAGAGCAGAAUUCUACGGAAAAUCAUACAAUGCUAGACAAUAUUGCCUAGAACUGGCUAAGUCCCCCGUAGCUAUUUUAUUGUCAAGCAAUUCUAAUGAGGCUACUCUGGGAAAGACUUUGGGGUUGUGCAUUGAACGCUUAGACAGAGAUCAGGUCGAUGGUUCAGUCGCUGUUAGGUUAUUAAAGGUCCUGGCAUACGUUGAUGGGGACGGCAUAUCUUUAGAUUCAUUGCGAAAAAUAUAUCAGACAGCCUUUGCAGGAACUUCUACCCAGGACAUAAAUAAUGCUUGUAAGCUUCUUUUGCGCUACAGUCUUAUUAAGUCGGACAACGAAAUAAUAACUGUACACAGAAUGACACAGAAGGUCCUACGUCUUUUUGAAACGUUUGAAAUCCCCGAAGGUCUGAAAAUUCCUGCAACCCUUGAAAUACUUAUUGACCACUUGGUCAAUCACAUGGCUAAUUUUGCAGCCAAAGAUAAAUUUACUAUUGUGCAAAUUUGGAAGCAUAUUUUAGACAUUGGGGAUGAAGCUAUUUUGAAAAAAUAUAUUUCAGUCCCUAGCUUUAUUUCAGGGCAACUAUUGGAACUUUCUUUCUUCUCUUUAACUGCGCAAUUUUGUUUAGAAAAUAUCAGGGUUUUAGAAAAAAACUUUAACAACGGAAAAGAAAUGUUUAACAUUAGGUACAAUUAUUCGAGAUCGCUAUCAUUCCAAGGUGAUUUAGUUAACAGUUACAACAAUUUAUCAAACCUCCUCAAGAAUAUCGAAAAAUGUCUAGGUAGUGCACUCUCCGAAAAAUGUUUACCGGAAUCAUUACCCCGUGUAGUCUAUAUAUGACUCUACUGCUGUGGUAAUGGGUUAGUUACCGCGCGGUAUUUAACAGAAAGAUUACCAUCCCGGCAUUAACGUAUUACUCCACAAUAAUAUCAUAAAUAUCAUGCAAUAUGAACCUGCAACUGCACGCAGUAAUGAAGUAAUAUUAGCCAGUAAUGAUAUUAUGAUAAAUGUAUAAAGAUGCUUAUUACUGGGUGGUAAAUAAUCAACACCGCACCAUAAUCAUAUUAUUAUCGUUUGCUUAUCGAUAUUUAUUAUUAUGGUAAUAAAUGUUUCACUAUUUCGGUAA
Molecule: messenger RNA, 2341 nt
Organism: Folsomia candida
Lineage: Eukaryota; Metazoa; Arthropoda; Collembola; Entomobryomorpha; Isotomidae
Exons: 2
Coding region: 232-2055 (607 amino acids)
Biological process (GO): signal transduction
Molecular function (GO): ADP binding; protein binding
Source: RefSeq, a predicted model, not a curated record